AUGGGUCCUCUUUCCAGCCUAGAGACUUUUUACAACUAUCUUUUUGCUCCGGCUUCAGCUCAUGCAUUUCAAUCCGACACCGAAUACCAAAAGACCCUGUCACGCGCAAAAAGGUUACAGAGUCAUCAGCACAGAAUUGUGUUCACUCAUGGAGAUUUUAAAGCGCACAACAUUCUUGUCGAUGAUGAUGGACAUUUAUCUGGGCUUCUCGACUGGGAAUCCGCAGGCUGGUAUCCUGAAUACUGGGAGUUUACUACGGCUAUGCGCUUUGGGAAAGAUAGCUGGUGGUUCCAAGUUGCCUCUUGGAUGGGUGGAAGACAAUAUUGGGAUGAGUUGGACUCCGAUGUGGCUCUAAAUCUAUUAACCGUCGACUCUUAUAUAGCCCUUUAG
Aspergillus chevalieri is the source of this 390-nucleotide messenger RNA. RefSeq lists its product as uncharacterized. The record is from RefSeq and is a predicted model, not a curated record. NCBI's taxonomy places the organism in Eukaryota, Fungi, Ascomycota, Eurotiomycetes, Eurotiales, Aspergillaceae. The coding region runs from base 1 to 390 and encodes 129 amino acids. The transcript has a single exon.